GUCGGGGAAAGAUCACGGAAGCGUAGCGUGAUGGGAUGCGAUGGCGGCACCAUCCCCAAGCGGCACGAGCUGGUCAAGGGGCCUCGCAAAGCUGUCAAGGUUGACAAAACUGCUGAAUUGGUGGCGAGAUGGUACUACUGCACUCUGAGUCAAGAGAAGUUAUGUCGCCCCAUAGUAGCCUGUGAGCUGGGCAGGUUGUAUAAUAAAGAUGCUGUCAUUGAAUUUCUGUUGGACAAGUCAGCCGAUAAAACUCCUAUGGAAGCUGCAUCACAUAUCAAGAGCCUUAAGAAUGUAACAGAACUAAACCUUGCAGAUAAUCCAGCUUGGAGUGGUGACAAAGAAAGUAAAAAAGGUGACACGUAUGACGACAUCCAGUCUGCACGCUUUAUAUGCCCUGUGGUGGGGUUGGAAAUGAAUGGAAGGCAUAGGUUUUGCUUCCUGAGAAACUGUGGCUGUGUGUUCUCUGAACGUGCUCUCAAAGAAAUUAAAACAGAAGUUUGUCACAAGUGUGGUGUUCCCUUUCAAGAGGAAGAUGUGAUUAUCCUUAAUGGUAAUAAAGAAGAUGUGGAAGUACUGAAGAAAAGAAUGGAGGACAGAAGACUCAAAAGUAAAUUAGAAAAGAAGUCAAAGAAAUGUAAGUCAGCAGAAUCAGCUGCCCAGCAAGUUACCACUGAAGAUUCUCCAGGUCCAUCUAAAGUUAAGAACAGUAAGGACUGCAUCGCCUCCAGUUCUGGGGAGAAGAGGCACAUCAUCUUCACCAAAAGUUCAGCAGAUGAUAGAAGUUCAUCUGUCCCAGGAAAAGUCAAUAAGGCUUCUACUGCCACUAAGAGAUCCAUUGCAGACAGCGACGAGAAAUCUGAGGCAUACAAAUCUAUUUUUACAACACACAGCUCAGCAAAACGUCCAAAGGAAGAGUGUUCCAAUUGGGUUACUCACACAGCGUACUGUUUCUGAAACAAUGACAAGCCUGAUCGUAACGUUCAUCCCUGCUUUCCUUCCCUGAGGCUUUUUCUGUACAACUCUAAUGCAGAAAGUAGCUGAAGUUAUCUGGAAUUCAGUUUGCAAGUUGUCUGUAAACUAACAAAUAGCUAAUGAACUUGUGUUAGUUGCUACUGAAAUAAAAAAUAGGUAACCAGAAUCCAUGUUGUAUCAGCAUUCUGAAAUGAUGGCUUAUUUACCCAGUGUGUUUUCUGUUGUUUCCGUAGUUGUAUGCAGUAACUAGCCUCAGAAGGAGGAAUGAGGAUAGGAGGAUCUGCUUGCUCUCUUCUUCUGUUGAUUUUCACUGCAACUGUAUUUGAAGUUUUUGUUAUAUCAGCACAGAAAUUCAACUUUCUGAAAGAUUCUUCAGGCAUUUUCAAGUAAUAUUCAUUUUGAUGGAGCAUAUCAUAACCAUAACCCUUUGUGUUCAGUUGCACAGGCAUAUAAACGCUUAUUUUGUUAGUGUUAGAACAGGAUGAUUUUACAUCAUAGUGUAUUAACCUGGGCUUUCCUUCAGCCCUUUUAUUCUUAGCUUUUCUUCACAUCCAGGAGUCCUAUUAAAUUGUUACUGUUGUGUAGCAAUGAUUUAGUAGCUGAAUAUUUGAAUUCAGUAAUACCUGCAAUGACCAGGAAGAGGCAUGGAGGAUUUUCACCUUUCCUUCUUCCUUUUUAAAAAUUAAAAUCUGCUUUAGUGAUUUGGGCUCAAACAAACCAGAACAGGAGUGCAGAACCACUUUUACAACCACUGUGUGAUGUUACAGCAUUACUGUUGUGUGUGAAAAUGAUUAAUGAAUCCUCAUCAUUUCUUUUGAAAAGUAUCCCCAUUUAUAAUUGGCAGUAGUUAAUUGGAAAUGCAGAUGUUGUGUUUAUAUUUGCGUAGGUGAUCUUCAUGGUUCAGGCGUGUUGAAAGAAACUGCUGGGAUUUUAUUUCUGUUUUGAUAGGUGUCAUUAAACAUUGGCUCUCUGUUGAGUUUA
Molecule: messenger RNA, 1953 nt
Organism: Gallus gallus (chicken)
Lineage: Eukaryota; Metazoa; Chordata; Aves; Galliformes; Phasianidae
Gene: RTFDC1
Product: replication termination factor 2 domain containing 1
Exons: 9
Coding region: 31-954 (307 amino acids)
Biological process (GO): site-specific DNA replication termination at RTS1 barrier; mitotic DNA replication termination
Cellular component (GO): nucleus
Source: RefSeq, marked validated